AUGACGAAGGAGGGUGCCAAUGCUCGACAGGCUACCUCCUCCAAACGCCGACCGGGGCUAUUGAAGAAAGCGAGUGAAUUAUAUGCUUUUUGUGCUAUUGAGAUGGCCAUUAUCGUUCUCUCUCCGAGAGGCAAGCCUUUCUAUUUUGGUCACCCGUCUGUGGAUGCGACCGUGGAUAUGCGUGAGCAUCCAAAGAUGGCUUGUAUUGAUGCUACUCAACAGGCUCAAACUGACAGACAGCAGAUCCUAGAGAAACUGAACAAACAAUAUGCCGACGUGCUCGAGCAACUGAAAGCUGGAAUGAAAGGAGCUAAAGAGCUGAGCGAUAUUAAGCCCCUGCGAUUCGAAAACUUUAGCUUUAACGAUUUUGUGGUAUUCGGGAAAUGGCUGGAAGAUGUCGAGAACGCAGUGGACAAGAGAAGGACGGAGCUCUUGGCCCUAGAGUCUUCAAGUUCAACUCCAUGCCCAGGAGCUAUUAAAGCAUCUGUCAGAAGCCAAAACGAUGAUAAAUGUGACGAUCCUUGUAAAGCACAAGUUGGAAAUUGA
Molecule: messenger RNA, 546 nt
Organism: Eucalyptus grandis
Lineage: Eukaryota; Viridiplantae; Streptophyta; Magnoliopsida; Myrtales; Myrtaceae
Product: agamous-like MADS-box protein AGL62
Exons: 1
Coding region: 1-546 (181 amino acids)
Biological process (GO): regulation of transcription by RNA polymerase II
Molecular function (GO): RNA polymerase II cis-regulatory region sequence-specific DNA binding; protein dimerization activity; DNA-binding transcription factor activity, RNA polymerase II-specific
Source: RefSeq, a predicted model, not a curated record